AUGUCGUUAGAAGUAGGUACGAGGUGUUGGUACCCAGACAAAGAUCAAGGCUGGGUCGGUGCAGAAGUGGUAAAGAACGAACUUUCUGAUGGAAAAUAUCAUUUAUCGUUGAAACUAGAGAACCCUGACAGCGAUGUAGUGUCUGUAGAAGCUAGCGAGGACGAAUUACCUUUGUUGAGAAAUCCACCGAUUCUUGAAUCUACCGAGGAUUUGACAUCGUUAUCUUAUUUAAACGAACCUGCUGUCCUACAUGCGAUUAAGAAAAGAUACUCACAAUUAAAUAUAUAUACUUAUUCUGGUAUUGUGUUGAUUGCUGCCAACCCGUUUGAUCGUGUAGAUCAGUUGUAUUCUCAGGAUAUGAUUCAAGCUUAUGCUGGGAAACGUCGUGGUGAGAUGGAACCUCAUUUGUUUGCUAUUGCAGAAGAAGCCUAUAGAUUGAUGAAAAAUGAUAAACAAAAUCAAACUAUUGUGGUAAGUGGUGAAUCUGGUGCAGGGAAGACUGUCUCUGCCAAAUAUAUUAUGAGAUAUUUUGCUUCUGUAGAAGAAGAAAUGUCAUCAAAUGUGGGAAAUAUUCAACAUCAAACUGAAAUGUCAGAGACCGAAGAAAAAAUUUUAGCUACUAACCCUAUUAUGGAAGCCUUUGGUAAUGCUAAGACUACAAGAAAUGAUAACUCUUCCAGAUUCGGGAAGUAUCUAGAGAUUCUGUUCGAUGAUCAUACUUCUAUUAUUGGUGCUAAAUUAAGAACAUAUCUGUUGGAAAGAUCAAGAUUAGUUUAUCAACCAACAGAUGAAAGAAAUUAUCAUAUCUUUUAUCAAAUGUUGGCAGGUCUAUCAAAAGAUUCAAAGGAAUCCUUAAGUUUAACCUCACCUGAUGAUUAUUUUUAUUUGAAUCAAGGUGGUGCCACUGAGAUUACUGGAAUAGACGAUUCUCAAGAAUUUAAAAUCACUACAGAUGCAUUAUCUUUAGUCGGUUUCGAUGAGCCAGCUCAAGAUCAAAUAUUUAAGAUCCUGGCUGCAUUGUUACAUAUCGGUAAUAUCGAAAUUAAGAAGACAAGAAAUGAUGCAUCGUUAUCAUCGGAUGAACCAAAUUUAAAGAUUGCUUGUGAUUUGUUAGGAAUAGAUCCAUUUAAUUUUGCCAAAUGGAUUACUAAGAAACAAAUCGUUACAAGAUCCGAAAAGAUUGUAUCGAAUUUGAAUUUUAACCAAGCUCAAGUCGCUAGAGAUUCUGUUGCAAAAUUCAUUUAUUCAACUUUAUUUGAUUGGCUUGUUGAAAAUAUCAAUCACGUUCUUUGUAAUCCUGCUGUGACCGAUCAGAUUAAAUCCUUUAUUGGUGUUUUAGAUAUCUAUGGGUUUGAACAUUUCGAGAAAAACUCGUUUGAACAAUUCUGUAUUAAUUAUGCCAAUGAAAAAUUACAACAAGAAUUUAAUCAACACGUCUUUAAAUUGGAACAAGAAGAAUAUGUGAACGAACAAAUUGAAUGGUCCUUUAUUGAAUUCAACGAUAACCAACCUUGUAUCGACUUAAUUGAAAACAAAAUAGGUAUCUUAUCCUUAUUAGAUGAAGAGAGUAGAUUACCAGCUGGUUCCGAUGAAUCAUGGACUCAAAAAUUGUAUCAAACAUUAGAUAAGCCACCAACGAAUGUUGUUUUCUCCAAACCAAGAUUUGGUCAAACGAAGUUUGUUGUCAGCCAUUAUGCUCAUGACGUUGCCUAUGAUACUGAUGGAUUUAUUGAAAAGAAUAGAGACACCGUAUCUGAUGGCCAUCUUGAAGUUCUUAAAGCCACUACAAAUGAGACUUUGUCGAAGAUUUUAGAAAGUUUAGAGCAAGCUGCUGAAAGAUUAGAAGAAAGUAAGAAGAAGAAGGAAGAAGAAGAGCAACAACUGAACAAGAAACAAGGCCCUAUGGGCGGUCGUAGGACAGUUCAAAGAAAACCAACCCUAGGUUCCAUGUUUAAACAAUCUCUGAUCGAAUUGAUGGAUACGAUCAACUCUACCAAUGUGCAUUAUAUUCGUUGUAUUAAACCGAAUAAUGAGAAGGAAGCAUGGAAAUUCGAUAAUUUAAUGGUAUUAUCUCAAUUGAGAGCAUGUGGUGUGCUAGAAACCAUUAGAAUUUCAUGUGCAGGUUUCCCAUCCAGAUGGACCUUUAAUGAAUUCAUCUUAAGAUAUUAUAUUUUAUUACCUACUGAAGAAUAUGCUACAAUUUUCCAACAAAAAGAAACAACAAAGGAUGAUAUCAUUAAUAUGUGUAAAAAAAUUCUAGAUAUUACUGUUGAAGAUAAAGCUAAAUAUCAAAUCGGUAACACUAAAAUCUUCUUUAAAGCAGGUAUGCUUGCUUAUUUGGAAAAGAAGAGAAGUGAUAAGAUGCACCGUUCCAUUGUUAUGAUCCAGAAACAUGUUAAAUCUCAACACUACAGAAAGAAUUAUUUAGCUACAAUGAAGUCAUUGAAGUUACUACAAACUGCCGCCAAGGCUUCAGUGGUUCGUCAAAGAGUUGACCAUGAAUUGAAAACAAAUGCUGCUCUAUUGAUUCAAACUGUUUUGAGAGGGUGCCAUGUCCGUCAUGAAGUUAAUGGUAUCCUAAGGACAAUUAUAGCUAUUCAAGCAAAGAUAAAGAAACAAUUAAAGCAAAAACAAAUGCUUGUUGAACAUGAACAUGAUGCUGCAGUGACAAUUCAAAGUAGGAUCAGAUCAUUUGUUCCAAGAAAGACCUAUCAAAAUAAUAAAAGAAGUACUAUUACUAUUCAAUCUAUGAUUAGAAGACGUAGUGCUAUGGCCCAAUUACAAACUUUGAAAGCUGAGGCCAAGAGUGUCAAAAAUCUACAGGAAGUUAGUUAUAAAUUGGAGAAUAAGGUUAUCGAAUUAACUGAAAAUUUGGCUGCCAAGAUCAAAGAAAAUAAAGAAAUGAAGUCUCAAAUUGAAAAAUUGAUGACCGAUUUAGAAGAAUCUGUAAUCUUGAAGGAUACCAUUGAACAAGAAAAGAAAUUACAUCAAGAUGCAUUAGAUGAAAAGGACGCUGAGUAUGAAACAAAACACAAAGAAUUAGAUGAACAAUUAGCCUCCGCUACUGCACAAAUCGAGGACCAUAAACAACAAAUGGCACAAUUAACCAUUCAACAUAACGAAUUAAGGGAUUCCUCAGCAAAGAAUUUGGAAGAGUUAGAAGAAGCUAAGAAACAACUAAGCGAUUACCAAAUACAAAACACAGAUCUUCAAAAUGAGGUGAAGACUCUAAAGGACGAAAUCACACGUUUGCAAGGUUCAAUCAAUAUGGGUACAGCAAUCAAGACCACAACAUUACCACAAGCUUCUACUGCUUCUUCUAUGAAUAUGAGUAAUGGUAACCGUAUGGCCAGUGAUGCCACAGGUGCCCCAGUAUUAAUGAAGACCGUCUCUACCUUAUCUAAUGAUGAAAACUCGUCUUCUUUAGCCCAAAUCAACGAAGAAUUAUACAGAUUAUUGGAAAAUACCGAGACACUAAAUGUUGAAAUAACUGAAGGAUUAUUAAAGGGAUUCAAGGUUCCGGAUUCUGGCGUGUCCAUUGCAUUAAGUAGAAGAGAUGUUGUCUACCCAGCUAGAAUUUUAAUAAUUGUUCUGAGUGAAAUGUGGAGAUUCGGUUUAACCAAACAAAGUGAAAACUUCCUCGCACAAGUGCUGAUUACAAUUCAAAAGGUUGUUACCACAUUGAAGGGCAGCGAUUUGAUUCCAAGUGGUGCGUUCUGGUUAGCAAAUGUUAGAGAAUUAUAUUCAUUUGUUCUUUUUGCAAGGCAAUCUAUUCUUACUGAAGAAAAUUUCAAGAAUGAUAUGAAUGUUGAUGAAUAUAAUGAAUAUGUUUCAUUAGUGACAGAAUUAAAAGAAGAUUUUGAAUCAUUAAGUUAUAAUAUUUAUAACAUUUGGUUGAAAAAAUUGCAAAAAGAAUUACAAAAGAAGGCUAUUCCAGCUAUUGUGAUGUCAGAAUCAUUACCUGGUUUCAGUGCUAGUGAAUCCAGCAGUUUCUUAAACAAAUUUUUCAAUUCUAAUGAUGGUUAUACAAUGGAUGAUAUUUUAACAUUUUUUAACAGCAUAUAUUGGUGUAUGAGAUCAUUCCAUAUUGAAAAUGAAGUAUUCCGUAGCGUGGUGACAACGUUGUUAAAUUAUAUUGACUCAAUUUGUUUUAAUGAUUUAAUAAUGCGUCGUAAUUUCUUAUCAUGGAAACGUGGGUUGCAAUUAAAUUAUAAUAUUACAAGAUUAGAAGAAUGGUGUAAAUCUCAUGAAUUGCCAGAUGGUGCUGAUUGUUUGAAACAUUUGAUUCAAACUUCAAAAUUAUUACAAUUACGUAAAUAUACCAUUGAAGAUAUUAAUAUUUUAAGAGGUAUUUGUUCCGAUUUAUCUCCUGCGCAAUUACAAAAAUUGAUUACUCAAUCUCAUGUGGCAGAUUAUGAAUCUCCAAUUCCAGAAGAAAUUUUGAAAUAUGUUGCAGAUUUAGUGAAACAAGAGAGUGCUGCCGUUGCCGCUGGUACCUCUAGCACCGAAGGCACCGAUAAAUCAGGUCUUAAGAAUGAUAUUUUCUUACAUACACCAAACGGUCCGUUCGAUGAUCCAUUUGUUCAAAUUCCAACUAGAGAAUUCGAUCAAGUAGAAGCUUAUAUCCCUGUGUGGCUGAACUUACCAAGUACAAAACGUAUCGUUGAUCUUGUUGCACAAAAUGUAAAUGUCAUAGAGUAA
Maudiozyma saulgeensis is the source of this 4701-nucleotide messenger RNA. The record is from the annotation of a GenBank genome assembly. NCBI's taxonomy places the organism in Eukaryota, Fungi, Ascomycota, Saccharomycetes, Saccharomycetales, Saccharomycetaceae.